Molecule: messenger RNA, 3425 nt
Organism: Amoebophrya sp. A25
Lineage: Eukaryota; Dinophyceae; Syndiniales; Amoebophryaceae
Source: the annotation of a GenBank genome assembly
UGCAUUCUUCGUGAAGUAUGGCGCCAUGCCUUUUGUGGAGCGGACACUAGGCCGCAGUGGGGUUUUCUGGAUGCGGCGCACGGCAGAUAAUACACUUAAUGGCUCUAUCUUGCUCGCAUUGAAGCGCCCGCAAUGCGCUGCAGCUGUCAAGGCCGCCCUACAUCACCAAUUCCUCAACGGCUACCAUAUUCAGGUUAUCUACCAGGAUUGCUAUUGAAGAUGCUAUCUUCAACACUGAUGACCCAUCUACUACGAUGAAGAAGAAAGUUUAGAGUCAAAGUGCCAUGAUGGCCUUUCCUGGAAGUCUCAAUGAUAUGAAACUUGCGUCCAAAAAGAUGGUAAGUGAGCAUCCGAAUCCGUAUCCGAGGCCGUAUCUUUUCAUUGAAAUCUUUAGACCCAAUUCUGAAACUAAAGGUUUUCAUCCUCGGAGAAGACAGCGAAUUUUGCGAGGAGACAGAAGGAAUGUACCUUGAUCCGCCGCUAUCCAGUGCAACGUCGAGAGUGGUAUCCCAGCCGCCUACACAGCAGCUCUGUACAUUGCCGCCGGCCCCAGUCACAUCACUUCAUGUGCAACAUCAUUAUCUGAUGCGAGAGGAAGUUUACCCGCGAAAUUAUGAAAUACCACCGACGUGUAUUUCCGGGGCGCAGCCUCAGCAUCAGUUUUUCUUACCUGCGGCCGCACCAUGUAACUCCUACGAUUGUUAAGGCCUGCUCUCACUAGAUGAUGUACAAAACGAUGCGAUGAAGUGAUGUUGUAGUCCUCGAAUGUUUUUCCAGGUGAAGAGGUGUACCUGUACUAUCAUCUUCAAUAUAUUUUUUACGCGGAUUAAAUGUACUUUUAGCUCUAGAAGUGCCGGGAGAGUAUGAAAUGAUCAAGUAGAAGCUCAAGGAGGUAAUGCGGAACUAUCGCAACAAAAAAUGAUGCGUUUCACUCUAAGUCAGGCUCACAACUACAACGCCGCUGCCAGGGAGCGACAACAAACGAAGCCGACCUGUACAUCAGAAGGUGGCUGAUGCAUACGAAGAAUUUUCCUGGCCAUUUCAAUCUUAUCGCUACGCAGAGAUCAAUCACGCCCACGCGGUGUAGGUAGGAGUUUUUGUAUGUGCUCGCUCGUGACUGCUUCAGGAGCGUCACCUCGUAACAUCGCUUGCCGCCAAUUAAAUAAUACUCGAAGACCACCAUGCGGGUCUAGUUCCUCAAAUAGAGCUUGUUCAAGACAAAAAAUUCAGAAUACGUAAAGUCAUUUCUGCACCUUUAUACCAUUACUAACGCGACUUCUUCACCACACCAGUUUUGAUGUUGUAGGCAAUUAUCGAUUCAGACACGACAAGGCUCUCGACAUGAUCCUUGUCCGUAACGACCCACAUAUGUCGAGCACUUCACAGUAAGCCAAAACCACUCGCUGUCACUAGUUAUUAUAGCUUUUUGCAGUUGCACAGACUUGGACUUCGACCCCCUCUGUAGUUGUUCUAUCGACACAUAACGACCUAGCAUCAAGCACCCGCAGCCCUGCAAAGGUUACAUUGAUGGGAGGCUCACUUCGAUACAAAAUAAUGAUCAUGAUUUCGAUUUAUAUAUUCAGUAUCAAUGUUCUUGAUGUUUUUGGCGCCUGUCGCUGACUUAGAUUAAGAAGUUGUGGUGAGGGUAAAGGCCGAGUGGGGGUCGUCUAAGUUUUUUUUUGAAUACUAAUUUCUUUCUCGAACAACUUUGGAACUAAGAUGAACCACACCAGUCACCAGACGCUACGACGUGUACAGAAUAGAAGCGUUGUUCAUCAUCAGUUUCGAUCAAUUUUUCGUUUCUCUAUGAAUUGGUAAUUGCUGCAGUGCUAACGCAUAAUAUUAUUUUGUAGCUAAUCAACAUGAUAAUAUGAAGAUGAACUUGUUGUAGAGGAGAAGUUGGAAGUAGGUGCAGUGUAUCGCAGUAGUGUUGGAGGUCCUCUACAUUCUUCCAUAUUAGAAAGAGUGAGUUUGUUCAACAUUUUUAGAGUACUUCCAUGUUCUGCAUCUGGACCCCAACCUGAGAAAGGACUGCGAUGCAAACAAACUACUUAACUUCAUCAAUUGAGAAAGUACAUUGUUUCCAAAGGAAACCACAUUUUCCGCAUGAUUUCUUUCACCUUGUACAGACCUUUACCGAUGUUUCGCUGCUCCUACGUUACUGCAUGAAGAAACAUGAAUACGAAUAGUUGUUGUAGCUGCUGAAUUUUGUAUCGUCCCCGUGAGGACUCCUUUUCAAACGAAAGCCAUGCAGACAUGUUGCUGUUUUCACGGUGUUGGCUUUUAUCUACCACUCUGAUUUCGUCGAAGCAAGACUAGCUAUAGUUCUUAAGUAUAUUAAAAUUAAAGUUCUUUUCUCAGUUCUCACAUCAGAGAAAUUCGUAGAACUCAAAAGAGAUUCUGGGAAGUCGUAGGCCCAAUCCGAGCCGACUAGCGUCAUCAUUAAAGUUCUUUUUUGGGCAAAAUGGUUUCUAAAUCCUUGCGUUUACUUAUUAACUGAUACUUAUCAAUCGAAAUCUUCUGCGCAAGCUCGCGUGGGUGUCGACCGUCGGGUACCUGCGUGGUAGGGAGAACACUGACGUGCAAAAACAGAACUGCGUCAUCAAUUCCUUCGCUGAAGACGAACUGAAUUUGCUAUCGAGACGUUUUGCGUUGUGAUGGAAUCGAAUAUUAAGUAUGAUUAUCUCCGGAUGUAGUUCAUGGUGCUGAGUGAGUACCCGUAGCUAGGUUACCAGGCCUUACUUAGAAAUACAGACGAAAAGACAUGAGGUUAAUAGGAUUAUCAUCAUGAAUUACAAUGCUAAUUCUCCUUCGAUGUGUAGGAGGAAAGUUCUACGCACAAUCAAUUCGACAGCAGGCUUCGACAAGCUACAGAAAAUUUGUUUUUGGAGAUUUAUCUUGCUUUUGGAGAUGAAGUUGUGAUACCAACGAGUUCUUAGUAGUUCUUCGAUUAUCAUCAAAUUCAAACCGCUAGUCUAGAAGUUCUUUGUCCUUUUCGUUCUUGUGGAUGGUUGCAUCAAAUUAGAGAAGUCUACCAAUUUUUUCGGACUUGUCGCCACACUGAGUUGUUGAAAUAAUAGGUUUAGUUUUUCUAACCGUAGUACUGGUAUGGAUGUGUAAGAGUACUUCGUUUAGUGUUUUACAGUCUAUAGAUGAAUGCACAGCUUCCCUUCCGUGGUAACGCUCGAAUGAACACACCUAUCAAGAAACUCGAAAUCAUGUAAGGAUUGUACUAUUAGAGCAUGCAGCAGCAAGAUGAGGAGUCUGAAAAAUGUAGUCGUAUUUACUCGUUCAAAACAAAUCGUUUUUAUUUCAAUCGUUCAUGCCGUAUUGAACUAGAAAAAACGAUGUACAGAUAAAUCAAACAUCAUGUUGAAUGUUGUUAAUCACUUAAAUAGCGCCUCGCUGUAUUAGAGCAAGAAGAU